Oldenlandia corymbosa var. corymbosa is the source of this 261-nucleotide messenger RNA. NCBI's taxonomy places the organism in Eukaryota, Viridiplantae, Streptophyta, Magnoliopsida, Gentianales, Rubiaceae. The record is from the annotation of a GenBank genome assembly.
AUGAGUGAAAGACCAGUGCCCAGAAGAGAGAGCCCAUGGGGCAUGUCGGAAGGCGAUCACAGGCAACCCAAAGCCCACAGGUGCAACGACCGAGCUGAAGAUGUCAUUCAAGCUUGCUUCGAGGGUAACCCCUUUAAAACCGUUCCAGGGCCUUUCAAGCUAUUCUGGCAGUGCAUGCGCUCCAAACCUGGGGAGGAGCCGACAGAGCCAUAUACAUACUUAGACUUGGAACCUCCCAAAAGAGAAGCAAAACUUGAGUAA